Toxoplasma gondii ME49 is the source of this 7224-nucleotide messenger RNA. RefSeq lists its product as hypothetical. The transcript has 2 exons. Bases 1 to 7224 code for a protein of 2407 amino acids. The record is from RefSeq and is a predicted model, not a curated record. Lineage: Eukaryota; Apicomplexa; Conoidasida; Eucoccidiorida; Sarcocystidae.
AUGGCCUUGAGCGAGAGCACCCUCGUGCAAUCGCGGUCAGCUGUCGCAAAGAAGGUCGGUGGCGCAGUGUUUCCGGCGACGAUUUUGCGCAGGAAGCUGCAGGACGAAACCGCGGCGACACUCCAAGUUUGGGACGCGCUGUACGUCCUUCUGAACCGAGGAACUUGGAAGGCUCCCCCAGAGGGUCCUCGAGCUUCUGUUGGCGCCGCGCAUGCAGAGCUGCUCUUUUCCCUGCAGGCUGACGAUGCGCGCGAAAACCGGCUCAAUGGGUGUGAGGCUCCCUCCCUCGCCGGCGGGGACGGCUGGAGGGGACCCGGGGAGGAGGGUUUGCGCGCGCGGCAGCCACACGCGUCCUCUGCGUCUCCUCGAGGAGAGUCUCUGAGCGCCGAAGGGCGAAGGAAGGCGGAUGUCGACUGGGAGAAGAUGCUCCUUUUUCUCUCGCGCGUGACUCCUGAGAAGAAGAAGAGCAGCCAAGUGAGUCGCACAGCUGGCGCGCAAGUCGACGAGACGAAACGCGGGGGGCUGGCGCGCGGGAAGAAACUGAGAGCAGGUGCAGCUGGCGCAGAUGUAGAGGGCAGGUUGCCAACAGGCACACUUCAGGUGGGCACAGAUCGGCUCUCGAUGAGGUGCCCGGAUGCUUCGCGCAAGCAGCGGACUCCAGGACCGCGUCUCUCUCGCGGACGCGGUGACACAGCUGAGGCGGUGUCGCGACAGGGGAACGUAGUUCAGGAAAAGGAAGCGGCGUUUGCCAAGGCUUCAGGACAGUCUCAGACGAGAGGUGAUCGAUCGGGACCUCACACACGAUAUGGCGGCCCAAGCGUGGAAGGUAGUGCUUCAGCUCCAGUUCCUUGCACUUCUUCUCUGUCGCCUUCGUCUGCUUCGACCGUCUCUCGCUCCGCCGUUCCUGGCCUCCAAGUUGGCCGCCCGGUCUCUGCGCGCUCAGAACAGAGUGGAGCUGCGUCCGCCUUCGCUCCACAUUCCUCUGGGAGCUGGGAGACUGAGGCGGCGUUUCUCUUGUCUUCGAGUGUCUCUCAAUCUCGUCAGAGCCAAGAGCGAGGAGAGACUUGGUGGCGGGAAGGCGAAAAUCCUCCGUCUUCGUUGCCCGCGUCGUCGGGACCAGACGAGUGGGUGCAGACUCAGGGCGCAUUCUUGGAAAACGGGGAAGCCAACGCGGUGGAAGCCGCCCGCGGUGGCAUCCAAGGAUCGCAGUCAGGUGUACAUACACCGGUCAGAGGCCGCUCCCGAGGCCGAGGCAGAGGAAGGAAACCGACUGGUGGAGGGAGAGGAGCUAAGAGCAAGAAGAUCGAGAGUGUCGACCAGGAACGGAAGCCCGAAGGUCGCAGGGGACGGCGAACGGCGCCUCAGAGCGCCUUGCUGCGAAACGACAAGUGGCCGGACCCAGGCGACGGGGAGGCUUCGGGUGUACGUACACCUCGCGGUGUGCUGCCACCUGCUGGCACAGGCCUCCUCGCGGCUGGUGAAGGAGAUUCGCUGACGGCGUUUUCUGUGCAGGGAGAGAUGGAGGGCGAAGGCGCUGGAUGUCAAGACUACGACGAGAGGUUGGCGGACUUGAUCUUUGCUCCAGAAGGUGGAGAAACGGAGGCAAAACGAGACAAGAGCGAGGGAGAGAAAGGAGACGGAGACGCCGCAGGCGACCUGUUGGAUGACAGGGUCUGGUUUUCCGAAACUGACGGAGAUGGACCGAAGGGAGACGAUCACGGAGAAGGCCAGAGACACCAAAAUACGCAGCAAAGCCAGGAUCUCGACGUCGACGAAGCCUUGAGUCUUCUUUUUCCAGACGAAGUUCAGGAGUCAUCCGCUACUUCGCCGACGCCUCCGGGUGGUGAGCAGUCGCAGGCCUCUCCUGGGUUGCCGGCUGUGUGCACAGGCAUUUUUAAGGAGAAUGACGACUCGUUUUCUCCGGGUCUUGUGAAUCAGACCUUUGAGGUGUCUGCCUUCGCGCCUGCGCGAGUUGUGUCUUCAGGAGAAAGCGCAUCUGUUUCGUCUUUUCCAGCUCCCCAGGAGGCGACCGGGGUGUUGCCGAUAGCCGGAGCAGAGGAGGCGAUUGCAGACGGACAGGGGUCUGAAGAUCACCUCUCUUCUUCCCCGCGUGCUGCCUCAGGAUCCGUCACCACGGACGUUUUUUCUUCGACUCUGGAACCGGCUUUCCCCCUCGCGUCCGACGUCUCUGCAACGCCUUUUGCUUCUCACUCUCCUUCAUUGCUUCUUUCUGAGCCCUCCUCGUUUUCUUCCCUCCCGCCUCCUCCUGCUCCAUGUCCUUCCUUGACUGUUGUUUCUUCUCCUACGUCGUGUACGUCAUCUUCUGUCUCUCCCUCCUCUUCUCUUCCCCCCUCUUCUCCUCCCUCCUCUUCUCCUCCCGCGUCGUCUGCUUCGUCGCUGGCUUCUGCGUUUUCUCAGAGCGCGUCCCCGCCGUCGUCUCUUUCGGCUCGCUGUGAGUCUUGCGACUCCCUGCGGCGGGAGCUUCUCGCCGUGCGCCUGCGGGGAUUUCGCGAGUGGAGUGAGAAGUACAAGACUCUGGAGGCUGCGCUGGAGGAGAAGAUCAGCUUGAUUCACCAGCUAGAGAGGCGCAGUGAAGAGAUGGCGGCGAGUCUGGAGACUGAGAAGGCGCUCCGUGCCGAGGAGCGGAGCAGUCGGAAGCGAAGCGAGGAGACAGCAGCGUCUCUUCGCGCCUGUCUGCGCCGACUCGAAGAAGAGAGAGAGCGACGUCGAGAAGAAGAAGCAGAGCUGCACCAGUUGCUCGUCUGCACUCAGGAGGAGCUCAGACGCGAAAGAGACACUGUGAGCAGGCUCGAGAGACUUGCUCGUCUCGACGCUCAACAGAUUCAAGACCUCUCGUCUCGCCUCGGUCUCCGACCAGCCACGUCCAGCAGAGACGCAAAUCGCACAUACACACAGAGGGAGGAUGCGAGUGAAGAAGACGAGGGAGAAGGCUCGGGUGGAAACGAAGCGCUGGGUGCAGUGGAUGCGCAGAGAGAGGAGGAGUUGGAGAAAGGGCAAAUGCCGUGGGGGGCCAAUGUCUCGCCGCGGACUUCGAGCGCAAGAAGUCUAGACGACGACUUGUUUGGGGAAGAAAGUCCGGAGAAAGAGAGCGAGUUAAUGCAGGAAGGAGCAAACGAGGUGGAAGGAGAGACUAGGGAACAGCUCGCCUCGGCCGUCUCGGGACUUCAGGACGAACCAAACGUCUUCUGCAGCGAAAACAUGGAGGCAGAACGCGAAGAGACUCUUCAGCAGGCAGAAAAAGAAGGGGGAGAAGCCGAGGUGCUUGAGAAGCAGCCGAAGACAGCUGAGGAGACCAAGGAGAGGGGAGAAGCCGCUCCGGAGCGAGCGGAAGAAGAGGUCAGAGGGAGGGAAGGAGAGACAGAGACGCUUCAAGCAGAACAGGAAGGAAAGGAACGGACCGGAGAAGACGAAGCCGAGAGAGGAGAGGAGAAGGAGGAAGGGGAGGAGAAGGAGGCGAGAGACGCGCCGCGCGAAGAGACAUCUUUAGCAAUGGACGACGUCAGCCCAAGAGAAGAGGAGGAAAGGAGAGAGAACGCUGAGCUGCAUCCGACUUCAAGAUCCGACGCGGAAGAGACCGGAGAGGGAGUGUGUGCUGAAGGAGACGCAGAUGACGGAGGAUGUGCAGAGACAGCCGGAAAAGCAACCGUAGAAGGACGGGAUAUUGGUUAUUUGCAGUUGGCAGACUGCAUGCAGAAUGCGACAGCAGACUCCACAAGUCGAUGCAGCACGGCGGCCUCGGAUUCGUCUGUGCUACACGAGGCCAACUUCGUUAUCACUCCCGACACAACGCCUCCUCUUUCUUCUGCUCCUUCUCCUCUUCCUUCUUCUCCUCUUCCUUCUUCUCCUCUUCCUCCUUCUCCCUCGUCUUGUUUCUCGUCUCAGAGGCUUCUAGAGGCGUUGAGGAGACUGCAGAGUCGGAGGGUGAGUCUGUCUCUGCAUCGCGUUCAAGGGCGAUGUUUCGUGAGAAGGAAACGCGGUUCUUUUUUCCUCUCCUCUUCUUCCGGGGGAAAGGUGGACUCGGCCACAGCGAUGCACUUCCUCGAAGAGAGGGGGAAAGCCAUUGUCUUUUCGCUUUUCUCAGCGUUUUUGGGAGAGGAAAGUCGAGCCGAGAUUCGUACAGAUGAGGCUCUCAGACGUCAUUUGCCGGGGAAGGAAGGACUGUCGGAGCCUGUAUGUCUUUUUGGAAGUCGAGGAGAGACAGGGAACGAGGUUGACUCCGGAGCCUGCGUCCAAGCCAUGCAAGCUCGAAAACAUGCAGAAAUACUUGCUCACUUCAGUCGCCUUCUGAAACCUUCUUCACAUCUUUCUUCGCCCGUCCACUUCCUUGCGGCUCUUUACGCUCAAGCCUUCAAGGCCCUCUUGUCUCGAUUUGAAGACGCCGUCUCUCCCUCGCCGCCUGUGUUUGUUCCCUCCCCUUCUCAGUCAACCUUUUCGCCUCCUCCUUCUCUGUCUCGGGGUGCCUCGCCUUCGCUUCUUCGUUCCCUGCAAAGUCUCGUGGCGUUUCUUGGUGCGACGUCGAGAAUCUUUCUGGAAAGCGGGUGCCGCGGCUCGACAGGCGAGAAGAGCAGCACAGAGGAAGCGCGCCGCGACUUUCUGUUGAAGAAGCGCAUGCGCGAGUCUUCCUUGGAUCCUCAGCAGGCGCGGAAGCAGCGGCGAGUGUCUCGCGUUCGUGGACUCCGUCCUACAUGCGACGCGUUUGAAGAUUACUCGAGAACAAACGCGCCAUCUGUCUCCAGCCAGGCGCUCUGGCUCCCGACAGCGGGGAGCAGUCCCCAUUCGCCUUUUGUCGGCCCAUCUGGUUGGGAGCAAAGGCCUUCUUCGUCUCUCUCUCUGUCUGGUCUCCCGUCUUUUGCGCAAGGCCUCUCUACGUUUUCCUCCUCUUCUCCGUGGCAAGACGAGUUGCUGAAGACGCACUUGCGUCUUGAACGCGAGCGCGGGGGGUGGGGAGACAGCGGAGAGCCGCAUGCGCUUACGAAGCCUUCGAAGGGGGGCGCGAAACAGAGGGAUCGAAGAGCGAAUUGCAGCCAGAGAGACGCACGGCGUGGGCGCGGUUCUUUUUCGGCGACUGCGAAGCGAAGAGAGGCUGAAGGAGAGCGACUGAGACCUUCGCUGCUGUCGCAAAAGUCUGCGAAAAAAAGACAGGGUGACGAAGAAUGUGGCGAGCAACGAAGUCACAAAACUUUCUCGCUGUCUGAAUGUGUGACUCUGAGCGAGUUUCUGACCCUCGGCCGAUCAAGGCGCUUCUCUCACGCGAGUCGCUUGCAUGCGCUUUCUUUCAGAACGAAAUCUCACUCUCCAAAUGCAGGGGAGGACGAAGGCGCAGGGGACAAAGAAGCUGGAAGCAUGACAGUCGAGAACGAAGAAACGGAGACCGCCUUCUUCGCGUUUUGCUGGGGAUUUUGCGAGGGAGACGCCGCAGCUGCGAGUGUCUCCACGGCCACAGAGGACAGGGAAGGAGACGUGAGAGAACAACAGACCAAUUCUCCGGAUGGCGAAGGGGGGAGUCUUCGACCUGCGGCUUCUCUGCAGCUUCUCACUCUGUGGCGACGUCUGUCUUGUCUCUCGUUCGGAACUCAAGAGAGUCGAGAGCAGGCAGAAGAGGGUGGCGGCACCGGGGUCACCGGUGCAGACAGUUGUGGUUCCAUGUUUCGAGGAGAAACGAGUUCUCCUCCCUCUUCUUCCGAGUUUGAAGCGAAACACAGAGAACGAAGUCAAACUUCUUCCUUUCGACAUUCCGUUUGCCGGGCUCUUGGACUGCUGGUGGGACUGAAUCAGCCAAAAGCUCUCCGUGCAUGCGCUUCUCUCGGAGUGUAUGGCGUCCACGUAGCUUCCUCGCUUGCGCUUCUGCGAAAGGCUGUCGGCGGCCUUCAGAGUUUCUCGGCCUCCUGCUCCCCUACUCUCCUGCAGCUUCUUCGCGAAGCUGCUGAGCUUCUCGCUUCUUCGUUCGGCGAGAGUAGAAAGCCACCACCGGUCGCGGAAGCCGGAGGCCAGCAGGUGGGGGGAAGAGAAAAGAACGAAGAAAAAGAAGCAGGAAGGGAGACAGGGGAGUUCCUCACAGCCGGACAUGACGACCUCUGUCGCUCACUUCAUGAAGCGGUUAAGAAAGGAAGCGAUGCAGGUCUCCAUCUUUUGCUGGAAGCUUUUCUUGGUUACGUUUUAGGCGACACGAGUGGAGGGGAACAAAACAUGCAUGCGCUUUCGGAGUGCAGGAGAUGUGGAGACGCGUCCGAAGAGAAGAAAAACGAAAGUAUGGCCUUCUCGGCGGAAAAUCUGGAAAACGCUGUCGGCCGCUGCUGGCUGGCGCGCCUCGUCUCCGGGUCGGUGCUCACCUCUCGAAGUCGUGGCGUAGAGGUUUCCAGGAAGAAGGCAAGAACCGACUCUGGCGAGUCUUCCUUUUCUGUUUCAAACUCUUCACUUUCUCCGUCUCCCCUGUCUUUUCUGAAUGGAGGCGGAGACGCGAAGGAAAGCACACAAAAGGCACCCGAAGAAGGCGCUGGAUGCGUCCUCAGUCAUUUCUUCGAGGCUUCGCACGCCCUCAUGGACAGUGAGACAGAAACCUCAUUCUUCUCGCGCAUGCAGUUUUGGAAACAACUUCUGAUGGCUUUUGCUAGCGCGACUGCGGCACAGGCCGAGCCUGUCGAGUUUUCUCGUGAGAAAGUUCGAUUGGCGGAGACAGGUGAGGCGGGGAUCAGUGGGGAGAGAAACCAGACGACGGCGACUUCGCACUUGUCUGAGUCGAUCCAGCAACUCGCGAGACACAUGAGGCUGGCGAUUGUCUUCCGAGACAUGCUCGCGCGUUUCGCGUUGUGCAAAGGGUCGCUGCAGACUUCAGCGGAGACUUUCCGUGAAGCGCCAGCAACAGCCACCCUUCUUUCUCCGCAAGACGAGAAGAUGAUGGCUGAGAGGGCGGAGCGACGUUUCAGAGAAGAGCUGGAGCAGAGACGGCAGGGAGAGCAUCCGAGGUUCGCGGAGGAGGCGAAGGACUUGGAAGCGACGUUGUUUCUCUCAGUCGCGCUCUUCGAGGUUUGGAGGCAGCAGCUGGAACAGGUUUUGGUGGAGGAGAGAGGGGCUCGGGAGAAACAGAACCGAGAUCGAGAACAGGAAGUCAAGUUGUGUGACAGGGACUCGGUUUUUCUCUCCUUGCUGACCGAAGUGCGGUCGGCUGUCCUGCGUCUCGUGGCAGUUUUGCAGGAGAGACGAUAG